ACAGCACGAACAUGUAAUAUAAUUAGAGGAGAUGAAAACAUUGUGCCAGCACCACCACGCCUCUCAUUACCAGGACUGGAUGUUCCCGGCCAGACAACCUGCUAGUCUGAAAGUACUUCUGUAGGCCGCAUGCAUGUGCCAUCUCAUUAUGUGUGAAUACGCGAGGGUACAGAGUGAAUGGCUGGAUUAGAGCCAGAGCAGAACAUAACAAUGCACAUGUGCACUUGUGGGAUUUGUUAACUGGAGUGCAUGUUGACAGACCAACCGUGUCAUGAAAGUAGAAAACAAGCAAGCUCAAGGAGGAGAUGCAUAUUGAGAAGCGUCAAAAAAAUACAAUCUGAAAACUACAAAAUGCAUCAGCUGUUAUCAUCAGGAGUGGUUUCAUCGUGCCUUAAAACUUUGCAGCCCAGAGGGACAAUAACAACAAAAGAUCCAUGAGAGUAUACCUCAUGCAUUUGGUAAAACAAGUCACCCCAUUUUGUUAUUAUGCCCAAUUAUCCGAUAUUCCCCAUGAAUGUUCAUCACUUCCACUUUCUCAACCAACUUGAAGUCCAAUCAGAACUGAUUGGCGGCCUCAUACAGUAUGUGCACAGUUGGGACUUCCAAUUCCAACACACGUGGUUUCCCUGGUAACAUAGCAACAAUCGACACCAAGGGACACAUUUACAUCCGAGUCACCCUGCAGAGUUUUGUACCGACCAAUUGAAUUAUCUUGAUGGGCCUCAACAUUAUACGGUAUAAACCAUCAUAACUAGAGAAAAAAAAAGUUAAUUCUCAAAAGGCCGUUAUCUUUUUGUGAAUUUUCAGGUAAACAUUCAAUAUAUAUUGUUUAGAUAACAAAACAUAAACAUACAAGUUCUGAACUACAGUAUACGCACCCUUUUUCAAAACAUUGGUAUAUAUGUCCCAGAUAUAGACUAGAUUACAACACAAUAUAAUAGAUCACAAAUGCAGGCGGGGUCUGUUUACUUCCCAUUCACUGUCAUCAUGAAUGUGAGUGCGAAAGACUGUCUGUCUCUGUAUGUUUCUGUUGACUGACUGGUGACGAGUCGAGAGUGUGGAUCGUCUUACACUCAAAGUCAGCUGAGCACCUUACACUGCUUAACAGUAAAAGCAGAAUAGAAAAUGGAUGGAUGCAAAGACAAAUUAGUUUCAACUCAAAAUUUGGCUACUGUGUGUUUUUUUUUAAUUAAUUGCAUUAAACUUUGCAUACUUUUCUAAAGCCUAUUUCUUGUGCUUUUUUUUUUUUUACCCCUUGAAAAACACAAACAUCUGUUAAACUAUUUCUAUUACUGGUGAACUGGAAAAAGUGGAUUCUCUCUUGUGCGUGUAAUAUACAAUUCGAAAAAUUAUACACUACAGUUGUUUUUUUUUCCUCCACAAGAUUGAAUGAAUAAAGAUUUUAGCUCUCUUUUUUGCUCAAGAUACUAAAAAAGAGUUAUUAGUACAAAGUGCGCUCUAAAGAAUUGAAAUCUGUCAUUAGAUGCCUAAUGGAAAGAUAUUCCAUCUACCGUAUCUAUCUGAAUGUCUUAUAUCACAUGACAAGCCCUCUUACGAUUGGUCGGAAGACGUAGGAGGCAGGCAUGUGUGUGAACAUAAAUACAGCAUUCAGAUAGUCCAGCUUCAUACAUGCCAGUGUCAGAAGUCAUCAUCUGCCAGUCUUUAACACACUGAGAUUAAAACGUUCUCGGCUCCGGGCAAAAGACAUCAGAGAGCUUCUGUUCAAAAGAGUUUUAGUAACUCAGACAACAUGUCUCUUGAAGAAAAGGAGCAGACAAAUGUGCGUCUGGUUUUUCUGGGAGCGGCAGGUGUGGGGAAGACAGCCCUCAUCCAACGCUUCUUAAAGGACACCUUCGAGCCCAAGCACCGGCGCACAGUAGAGGAGCUCCACAGAAAGGAGUACGAGGUCGGGGGUGUCAAAGUAAACAUCAACAUCAUGGACACCAGUGGCAGCUACUCUUUCCCGGCCAUGAGAAGGCUCUCCAUCCAGAACAGCGAUGCCUUUGCACUGGUCUACGCGGUGAACGACCCGGCAUCCUUGGAGGUGGUGAAGCGUCUGCGGGAUGAGAUUCUGGAGGUCAAGGAGGACAAGUACACACCGAUCGUGGUGAUAGGUAACAAGAUUGAUCGUCACCACGAGCGUCGCGUGUCAUGUGAAGAUGUUGUCUCAACAGUGGAGCUGGACUGGAACAACAGCUUUGUGGAGGCAUCUGCCAAAGACAACAUCAACGUGCUACAAGCGUUCCGGGAGCUUUUACAGCAAGCCAACCUGCCCAGCUGGCUAAGCCCGGCGCUUUGCCACAGGUGGGAAAGCUUUCCCAAGGAGAAGAACAAGAUUGCUCCAAUGAACAAGGCCAAUAGCUGUUUUCUUUCCUAAUGCAGUGACAGUGAAUGGCGAUACAGAUGCGAAAAGUGCACUGAAAAAGGGGAC
This is a messenger RNA of Syngnathoides biaculeatus (alligator pipefish), 2431 nucleotides long. RefSeq names its product rasd family member 4 (gene rasd4). Gene Ontology annotation, molecular function: GTPase activity; GTP binding. The transcript has a single exon. The record is from RefSeq and is a predicted model, not a curated record. Bases 1751 to 2377 code for a protein of 208 amino acids. Lineage: Eukaryota; Metazoa; Chordata; Actinopteri; Syngnathiformes; Syngnathidae.